CAAAGGUGUAUUCAUGACGCAUGCUGCCAACCGAUACAAGGACGUUAUUCACAGGAUGAGAGAGAAGGACGGAAAACAUACCUCGAUCAGCCAAGAUAUCUGGGAUUCCUGGCAGGCCGUCUGGGCGUCAGAGGACGAGAAGAAGAAGUCCGAUGUAGCUCGCGCUAAUCGGAUGAGCGAGCCUGCUGGAGCCGGUUCCGGACCAGUACGCCAUACAGGGGGAUCCCGUUCCGCCAUCAGACAUAUGGAUGUGUUGGCUGACGAGCUCGGCCGCAAGCCUACCGCAACGGAGCUGUAUACUCAGAUGCACUCCACGGAAGCUGAUAAGGGUGUCAUGGUAGACUAG
Mercurialis annua (annual mercury) is the source of this 346-nucleotide messenger RNA. RefSeq lists its product as uncharacterized. Lineage: Eukaryota; Viridiplantae; Streptophyta; Magnoliopsida; Malpighiales; Euphorbiaceae. Bases 14 to 346 code for a protein of 110 amino acids. The transcript is spliced from 2 exons. The record is from RefSeq and is a predicted model, not a curated record.